Ornithodoros turicata is the source of this 1475-nucleotide messenger RNA. RefSeq names its product techylectin-5A-like. The transcript has 6 exons. Lineage: Eukaryota; Metazoa; Arthropoda; Arachnida; Ixodida; Argasidae. Bases 8 to 862 code for a protein of 284 amino acids. The record is from RefSeq and is a predicted model, not a curated record.
UAGCAGCAUGGGGCCAAGGCGGAUCCUGCAGCUCUUCAAUACAGCCAAGAAAAUGUUCGACGUGACUCCCGCGCUGAUACUGCUCGUCGUUGCCGGAACAUCUCAAUGUGCACCAACCUUCAAGGAAGCCCUGACCGAUUUUGAACGGUCCGUAGCACAACUGAAGAGGAUGCUCCAGGGCCUCCCGAGAGACUGCGGCGAUCUCUACCUGGCUGGGCAAAACCACAGCGGUGUCUACAACAUUUACCCUUACGAAGAUUCAUCAGUAGCUGUCUCAGCAUACUGCGAUAUGGAGUCAGACGGCGGAGGAUGGACUGUCUUUCAGAGGCGAGGACAGUUUGGAAAUCCCGUAUUCUACUUUCACAGAAAAUGGGAUGAAUACGCCCGUGGUUUCGGAAACCCUGCUGAGGAGUACUGGUUAGGUAACAACGUCCUUCACGCUCUGACCUCAAGCAAAGCAAUGAGGCUACGAAUUCAACUCAAGAACCACACGGGUGAAACACUCACAGCCGACUAUUCAGUUUUCAAAGUUUCUGAUGAAGAAGAACACUUCAAGAUUAGAGUGAGCGGAUACACAGGGGAAGAAGAGUCAGAUUCUUUCGGUUACACAAAUGGGUUCAUGUUCAGCACGGAGGACCAAGACCACGACAAUUACUCGGACAACUGCGCCGUUCUGUAUAAAGGAGGCUGGUGGUACGGACAGUGCCACCAAUCAAACCUUAAUGGUCUCAACCUCAACGGCGAACAUGCCUCGCAUGCGGACGGUAUAGAAUGGGCACACAGGAAACACACCAUUCUCUUCUACCACUAUUCUUAUCCACAAGUUGAAAUGAAAAUGAGAGACGUGAACUUUAACAAAUGAGCAGCUGACGGUAGGAUGCAGUGGAAGAAGUCUUGUAUCCCACAUGUGCCCCCGUAAACGUCACUUUCUUGCAUUAUUUCGAAAAGGUGGAGGUUGUUUAGACGAAAAAAAAAAUGACAUCUUUCUAACGUGGUAGACAAGCGAAUAAGGUGUAAAAAAACGAUGUAACUCGAUGUAACUCGUAUGAGAAGAUUGGUAAGUUGGCGUUUCUUAAUGAGGCUGUCAUGUGUGACACUGUGUCUUCAUUUCUCUCCUACAUUUCAGUUCAAUGAAUCUCGUCUACUUUUUUUUUCGGCAGUGUCGGUUAUGUGUUCUUAACGUGCUGAUGAUAUUCAUUGCGCGUGGCGUGAUUUGAUUUUGUGUGAGUUUGUCUGAUUUAUUUUUGGCUAUGUACUGCCCCCCCCCCCCCGCACACUUCUACGGGGGUGUACCCUGUUACCCACUCUUAAUAAUAAAACUUUUGAAACCCACGCUAAGAAAUCCACCAUUCAAAAUCCAACCCUUUGAAAUUCACGCUGUCAAAUUAAAUCACAAUGGGUCUUCGUAGUCCAGUGUUAAGCAUGGUUUUACGUGAGAAAAUCAGUGUCUAAGAAGGUCACACUCCAGAAUAACC